Molecule: messenger RNA, 1119 nt
Organism: Sungouiella intermedia
Lineage: Eukaryota; Fungi; Ascomycota; Pichiomycetes; Serinales; Metschnikowiaceae
Source: the annotation of a GenBank genome assembly
AUGGACGACGAUGCAAAAAGUAUACUAACUGAUGAAUCGGAGUCUAUCAGGGAAUGGAGGGGUUCUGUCAGAUCACUAGUUUUGGGCCAGCCACCCAUCGAUGGUACCUACUAUCAGCAGCUAGGAUUAUCGGUAACUGCUCCACAAUGGGAUGUGGUGAAAGCAUUUCGAGUCCUUGGAUUUCAAUGCCAUCCAUAUCGUAAUCCAGCUGACCUAGAGCGGUUCCAGCAAGUGGCCUCAAUAUACGCAGUUUUGCUGAACCAAGAUCUUAGAAACAUAUACGAUAAAGUUGGAGUGGAGGGCAUGAAGAACCACCACUUUGUACCCAUGUCGGCCGAAAAAUUUAUGCAACAUUUCUUUGGAGGUCCAAAACUCAGGAAAUGGAUAGGUGAGUUCUAUUUGGUGGGAAAUAUUGCCAAGGCUGGACCUGGCCAUGAUGAUCUGGCUAAUGCUAAAGAGAAGACCGCACUAGCGAAGGAGAAACGCAAGAAUCAACUCCUCCGCAAUAUAUCUGAGCGAGUUGACGAAUACUGGGAAGCAAAGGAAACGGGAAGUGUCGCCGAACUCCAACGGAAAUUUAGAAUGGAACUUGUGUACAUGAGACGAGAACACUUUGGCUUAAGACUCUUGCACAUCAUGGGAAACAUUUUUCUAGAGCAGGCACACUACGUGCUUGCAGCUAGCAGGACGUUGGGGUUGUCUAAAAUCUUUGAUAAGUCCAAGAUCCAUGGCCAUCAUACGAAAUGUAAGGACGAACUUACCAGAGUGCUAUUGAUGGCCCAAGAGAAUGGCGAACGGAUAGAGUUUCUGUCACUCCUAGAGAAAGCACUCAAUCAAAGUAAUGAGCCAGGAUAUCAUGAUGAAGCAGAAAGGACGCUCACCUUAAAAUUCAUGGAAUGCGUUUGGGCCGUCACUCGAUUCGAAGUGGAAGAAACUCUACAUGAUGUGCUCUUUGAGCUUUUCUACGACAACACGAACAAGAAAACACGUAUGAGACGCUAUCAUGCUAUUCUAUUCUACGGAAGGGAAAUGCUCAUUACGAGACGUAAACCAGAAGAAGAGGAAGAUGAUCGAUUUUUCGAGGAAUUGUUGGCCCUUAGCGAAGUUGACCAUGUGUGA